This is a messenger RNA of Galdieria sulphuraria, 1771 nucleotides long. RefSeq names its product peroxisomal membrane protein peroxin-2 isoform 2. Gene Ontology annotation, molecular function: zinc ion binding. The record is from RefSeq and is a predicted model, not a curated record. Gene Ontology annotation, biological process: protein import into peroxisome matrix. Lineage: Eukaryota; Rhodophyta; Bangiophyceae; Galdieriales; Galdieriaceae. Gene Ontology annotation, cellular component: peroxisomal membrane. The transcript has 5 exons. The coding region runs from base 672 to 1736 and encodes 354 amino acids.
AGACUCACAUAUCUUUAGCCAAUCAUUGCUAUUCUUCAUUUGUGUUGAAUAGACACCGACGCAGUGACUCGUGUAGGUCAGCUUGGAUAGUUAUGGGAGUAUGGUUUACUUGUUCUAAUAAUCAGUUGGAAAAUUUCAAUAGUGCUAGUGGUACUACCUUGCAAACCUUGGAAACGUUUAGAGAACAAAUUAUGUAACUAUGUGUGAAGAUUAUCGACCCACAAGAAAGUGAGUUGGUGAAAGAGCUCUUGCAACUUUGUGCUCAACUGGGUGACGUGGAAGCUAUGAUUUAUUGUACCAAGUUGGUAGUUCCUUAUCGUUGGGAUAUUUCGAGACUACAAAGAUUGGUGGAAACGCUUCGUGUCUGGACACAAGUCGACACAAGAGAAGAACCUUGUGAGGAUCCGAAACAAGUGUUGAAUGAGUUAUUUCAACAACAGGUGGAUAAUAAUGAGUCAUUAUCCAAUAGUUGGUAACUGACUAGUGUUAUUAUUGGUUUUGGAAAAGAAUAUUUUGUAGAGUGUAAAAUGAAAGAACAUGUCCUUGUUUAUUAUUUUUGGGUGGAGAGGGGAAAGGCAAAAGCAACAAAGAGGUAUAUAAAAUGUAUUCUAUAAUAAUGCAUUGUUUCAUAUUUUGAUAUUUGUCUACUAUGAUUUUCUUCGGAUUUGUUCAUGUUACAUAGUUUUCUUGGAGUAUCUAUUUGUAAGCAUUGGAGAUUGGAAGGUCAAAGAAAACAAAGUAAUAUAAAGAUAAAAAUACAACGAGUCAACCAAUUGGAUGCUGCACAACUUGACGAAGAAGUAUUAUCCUUAUUGUGGUCUCAACUGGAACAAGUAUUUCGAUUUCUACCACCUGGAAUAUUGGUUUCACUGAAGCCUGAACUACAAGCUUUGUUAAAGUUUAUUUAUUUUGCUCAGUUUACAGGUACCAAUACCCCUACUCCCGGACAAACCCUUCAAAACUUGCAAUAUCGAGAUGAAAGAGCUUUUGAUUCAUUUCAUUGGACCAACUUAUUACGAAGUAUAUUUCACUAUCCUAUAAAUAUCAAAGAUACUUGUUAUGGUACUGAAAUAGUAGGUCUAAGUACCAAACAAAGGUUUGUAUUUGGUUUCCUAUAUGUGAUAGUGCCGUGGAUAUAUACUAGACUGGAUACAAGUGGAAUAUUGCGUCGUUGGUUGAGUUUUGCACCAAUUCAUAUUUCUUUGUUGAGUCGUUGUUGUUAUUUGGGAGAACGUGUCUAUCGUAUAGCUUGUCUUGUCAACUUUAUUCUUUUUCUGUAUGAUGGUACUUAUGUAUCUCUUGUCGAACGAAUUGUCGGUGCUCGACUGGUUUAUCGAGACCUGUCUGCUACGAGAAUGGUAUCAUUCGAGUUUCUUAACCGUCAGCUUGUAUGGGAAGAAUUUACAGAGUUGUUACUAUUUCUGUGGCCUUUGUUUAGUUCCAAUGUAGUUAAACAAUUGUUUCGUGAUAUCAUUGGAAAAAGAUUGCUUCAUCGUGAGACUCGACAAGAUAUUCCUGCAGAUGCUUGUCCCAUUUGUCGUUGUGUUCCUCCUAAAAUGCCACAUUUAGCUCGACCUUGUGGACAUGCUUAUUGUUAUUAUUGUUUAAGUUGGGCUAUGCAAAGUUUUGGUUAUUGUUGUGAACGUUGCGGUGAUACUGUUCGAGGCAUCUCUAGAGUGGGUCCUGUUGCUCAUACCAGUCCUACUCUAGUCCAUGCCAAACUUCAGAGUUCUUAGACAUUCUUCGCUAUGAUAAAUAGAUGCACACUCAA